Molecule: messenger RNA, 5942 nt
Organism: Spirometra erinaceieuropaei
Lineage: Eukaryota; Metazoa; Platyhelminthes; Cestoda; Diphyllobothriidea; Diphyllobothriidae
Source: the annotation of a GenBank genome assembly
AUGGUUGAUAGUGGUGUCCCCCAGGGUUCAGUACUGGGACCCAUUUUGUUCCUUAUCUACGUGGACGAUGCCGCAAGAGAUUUAGACUGUGAAGUAGCAAUGUUCGCGGAUGACAUGAAGAUAUGGAGUGUAAUUCGGGGUCCUGCCGAUGAAGACAGACUGCAGAUGAACCUGAAUCGGUUGGAGGAGUGGUCAAAUCGUUGACUCCUGCGGUUCAACAUUGCCAAAUGUAGCAUACUUCGCCAAGGCAACAUAGCCAGAUCCGCCAGCACAAGAGGCUACUUUCUGGGCGGUGCAGCCCUACAAGAGGUCGAAGCCCAAAAGGACCUCGGUGUGCUUACGACGAGUUCCCUAAAACCAUCCGCUCACUGUUCGAGGGUGGCAAAAACCGCAAUGACCGAACCGUACGCCAUCAAGCGUGCGUUUAUGGACUUUGACGAAGAUGCUUUCCCUAAGACAUUCGGAACAUUCGUCCGGCCGCAUUUAGAGUACGGCAUACAAGCUUGGAGGCCGUGGACUGUUGUGGAUCAAAACUGCCUCCAAAGAGUCCAGAGGAGAGCCACGAAGAUGGUCAGGGGUCAAAGCUCCUUUCCUUAUGCGACCCGCCUAGUAAAUCUGAACCUCUUUCCUUUGAGUUACAGGCAACUUCGCGGAGAUCUCUUGCAAGCCUUCCGUAUUGUAAAGGGGUUGAAUUGCAGUCUGGCCUUCGAGGACUUUUUUGAAUUUGCUACCACGACCAACCUCCGAGGUCACCCGUUAAGACUGCGCACUCAGCAGGCACGGCUGGAUGUGCGGAAGUUCUCCUUCUCGGUUCGGGUGGUCAAACCGUGGAAUGAGCUUCCCGCAGAUGUUGUGAUGUCACCAUCUAUACAAAGUUUUGAGAAGAAUCUGGACAUAUUUAUGUUCCGAAAUGACCAAGGGCGAUGAGUAGAGCUCACCCCCUGUAACUCCUUCUCAUUUUGUCCCACAAUUAUGGGACAGAACAUCUAUCUGUACACCACACAUUUUUUACGUUGCAAAUAGGGUACUCAAAGACUUACGCCUAUUUCCCUCAAUAAACUGAACUGAACUGAACUGAACGACCGGGUUUAUCCUCCGAAAUUUUAAAACUAGGGAAAUUAGAAUGCGCCUUUACAACAUGUACGUUAGACCUGGUCUGGAAUACUGUUCGUUUUCAUUUAGCCUCAUGCGUGCUCUUGAGCGGGAGAAAAUAGAAUCCGUUCAACACUUUUUUACCAUGAGAAUUUUAACCCCCGAACACCGACAUUUGUCUUACCAAGAACGUUACCGGCUUACGGGCCUUGAUCAUUUAUGGUUCCGCAGAUUACAAAGGGGACUAUUUUUGCUAUUUAAACUCUUAUAUAAUCACACAUUUACCCCACUCACUUCUUUAAGACAUCAUAUCCACCGUCGACGUAACAGUCACCACGAGGUAUUUUUAUUUCGGACUCUGGCACGUACUGUUAAAUAUCGUCGGUUCUUUUCUGUAAAUGCAAUUUCUAUUUGGAAUAAACUACCCAUGAGAGUGAAAACUCUGCAAAAUUAUCCUUUAUUUAAGAGAACUAUUACUCGAUUUUUGCAUUCAGAAAAGCUUCCUCAAAUUUUGGGUUCUGAAUCCACUGAUCGACUCUACCGUAGCGAUGGCGUUUGUGGUCUCGGAACACUAUGUCCGGUCUCACCAGCUGUUCCUCAACGCGUCUACUUUGACUAUGCCCAACUUCAUGAAAGGAAGUGACGUCCGACGAUCUCCGAUACCGUGCAGCCCCCUCCCCUCCCCCUUCUUGACGGUCGAAAAUCUACCACCAGCAGUUUUUUUCUCCUUAACCCUCCAAACCAUAAAAACCAACACAACUAUAUUUUUAUUCUUCAGGAGUUUUUUUUCACUGCUGGUCGGAUUUGUGUUUAAUCGCUUCCCUUGACAAUGCCUGUAAACUGGCAUUUAAUAAAUUAAAUUUAACUUGAUUUACUAUUUGUUCUCCAGCAUAAAUUUGAGAGGGCGAGGUGGUUGUGCUACUGUCCUGUCUUCACUCCUUUUUCCUAUCCGGAAUGCUUUCAGAACCUUUAUUUCCAUGUCUGCCUGGAGUAACUGUUUUAGUAGACCAUGAAAAGGAGCAAGGUCCUACGAGACACGGUCUUCAGGUCUGACUGCAUUCGAUUCUGACAAACCCUGAAUAACCAGACACUGCUGGCGAGCAUGGUCCUCCGUACUCUGUCUUUCCGAUGAAUGCGCUGCAUGUGGGCGAGGACGAUUUACGGAGUCGUCGUUUGGACGCACACUUUAACUGUCUACCGACUGUUCCAAACAACCCAUCAGGUCUGGUUGUGACUUCAGACUCCUAUCAUGGCGUUCCUUGCUCCCAUCUACCUACGGGUUCAUGUCUUCGCAUUCAGAUACGUGCUCUGUAGUGCGCUCGGGGUGGUUGCCAGAACAAGAGGGCAACAGUAGACUGGAUGACCCAGGUAUAUAGUCUCCGGGCAGAACAGAAAUCCCAUCACUUACAGCAAGAGGCUUAGGUGACAUGGAUUCCGCGAUAGGUAAUUUUUUGCGACAUCGCUUAAGACAUCAUGCGUGGGAAUCGAGUCUGCCCUUAUUGGCGGCUUCGUUUUCGUUGUCCUGCUGUUACCGGCGUCUGCGAUUUUGGCUUCUGAGUUUCAAAUUGCGUUUCAAGAUGCCCCGAGGAGAUGUUUGUUCGCGUAUUUUGUGCCCUGCUCUUCGUUUCUGGGACUCUAACACUGGACACUUUCUGGUCGUCUAGGGUCUAUUUCACGAGCGUCCUUAAAUCAGUAAGCUCCUUUUCGAGUUGUUCUACUUUGAUUUGGAUAUCUGCGCACCCAGCACAAGGCUCGUCUUCGUACCUCACACUUUUUGCGGUAAUUACGCUUUUUGCACGCUUUGCUUGUCGUUGGCUGGGAGCGCAGGUAGAGCGAACACAGGUUCUGGAUGCGAAGGACAACUCACCGGACUUAUCUUCCAACGAGGUGCCGUCGAUGACCGUACUAUUACAAUUAGUUUGCUGCGACUCCAUAAACUUCGACGUGAUAUAAUAGGUAUAAUUCCGCUUUCGAUGUUAUAACGAAUACGUCGGCUUAUAUAUGAUGAAUUAAAGUGAGUAUUCAAAACUCAAUAAGUGAAAAAAUACUUAAAAUCCGAUAAAUUUUGUUGAAUUUAAUCAGAAGCGACUUAGCACUUUGCAGAUCUCGUGGGACUUGAAUAACUGCAGACCUUGAAGGAUUUUGAGCGAUUGGUUUUCUAGGCUGUAUACCGUGAAUCGGUUGCGUAGCCAGUUGCGUUGUCAGUUGCACUCUGCUGAAAAACAAAUUGCACUUAAUCCAGGUUCCAGGCGAAUUUCGAUGCGUGAGAAAAUAUUCCAAAACUGCGCAAAGCAAUUCUGUACAUGCGAUUCCAGUAACAAUGUAAGGGACGGUAACUGUGAAAUGGUAACCAAGUCGAAAUAGUCCCAGGUGGAGUGCUGAAUAAUUCCGUCGUGCCCAUUCGGUCCCUCGACAAUGAUGUGUAUGGGCAUAUUUUUUAGGCUACCGGCUAAUAAUCCAAGGCAAAAAGUUCCCACAAACACACUUUGGGAUCUAUUCAUGCCGAGAAGUUUGUGCAUGUCAGCCGGAAGUAUGUGCGUAUUAUGGCUCCUCCGAAGAAGUAUGACAAUUAAUGACUGUAUUUAAUUCAGUAUGGAAGCAUAUAUGCGAAUCCCAGGUUCUUGUUGUAAAGAAGAUGAAGAUCCGAUCACUGGGACAGUGGGUUUAUUAGUCUGAGCUUUCGGUCUCGUACAGGAGGCCAUCGUCAGAGACUGUGAGAAGGCAACAUCAAAUGAGCGGUUUUUGUAGUCACGCCAUGAAGGGGGGGGAGAUAUGAGUGCAUCGGGUGGCAUUAUCGAUAGGUUGCGUCCCACGCCGUCCCACGGUGGCGUGACUGCGUGCACCCUUGGCAGGAAAUUGUGUCUCGCCCCUUGACCGCGGGAACGGAGCGCGUGAUAGCAGAAGGGUAUUACAACGUGCCUGUUGAUAGAGUUGGUGCCAGACACACAGGCAUUUAACAGUUCACGUCCUGUCUUAUUGCUAGCCCGCGCCACUAUCCGCGUGCUCGCAAAGUUGAAUUCGUGGCCCACCUACAGGGUGUGAGUGGCGAACUAGACGACCAACAGUCCUACAAGUCCACGCCUCCCUCGCGAGCCAAAUCGAUGAUUGGUCAACUAACUGGACUCCUGAACCGACUCAAGCGAAACAGUGCUAUAUCGCUAGACGAAUGGCGACAGAUGAAACCAACGGACACGGUACUAGCCCGGUUUUAUGGAUUACCCAAAAUCCACAAGCCCAAUGUUCCCCUUCGACCGAUCGUUGCUUUGAAAGGCAGCCCCACUUACAAUCUGUCCAAGUGGAUGGCCCGAAAACUUAACUUUCUCCGAGAGGGCUCAAGGACCUCCAUCAAUUCGGCCUCCCAAUUCCUGGCCGACAUCCGAGGAAAAGUUGUCCGACCGGAGCAGAUUAUGGUGUCCUUUGACGUGGUUUCAUUAUUCACGUCCAUCCCACCGGACCUGGCACGCGACGUUCUUCGCAAACGACUCGAAGAGAAUUACGACGAGACGAACAAACCCCUAAAAAUUGACCACUUACUGCAAAUGUUUGCUUUCUGCCAACAAACCUUCUUCACCUUCAAUGGCAGAACAUACGAGCAGAUCAAAGGAACGCCGAUGGGUUCGCCAAUAUCCAGCCUGGUUGCAGAACUAGUCCUGCAGGAACUGGAAAAAGUCGCCUUCGACCACUAUGAACCUGCAUUUUGGCGCCGGUUCGUGGACGACACGUUCGUCAUAAUUGAAAGGAGAAGACUGGCCGACUUCCAAGACCUGCUCAACGGCAUCUUCCCAGACAUUCAGUUCACAAGGGAAGUAGAGCAUGCUGAACAGCUGCCUUUUCUUGACGUUCUCAUCACACGCACACCCAACGGCGAACUCAACACCACGGUGUACAGAAAGGCGACUAACACGACUCAGAUUCUCAACUACCACAGUAACCACCCAAUGGCGCAUAAACGCAGCUGUGUUAGGACACUCUUCCAGAGGGUAAAAACGCACUGCAGUGAACCAGAGGGACGAGUACGAGAACGUCGGCAUCUUCGGGACCAACUGGCAAGGAAUGGAUACCCGAACAGCUUCGUCAGCCGCUGCCUCCGCACGCGCCCACGGCGAACAAACGGAGGAGAGCCGCCAACACUCUGGCACCCUCUGCCAUAUAUAAAGAACGUAUCCGAAGCGAUGGAACGUAUUGCUGGAGAGCUCGGCGUGGGUAUUGCUCACCGUCCGACAGCGACCAUGCGCAGCAAAAUCAUGCAAGUGAAGGAUCGCCUAGACGUGGGUGAACAAUCGGGCGUCGUCUAUCAGAUCCCAUGUCGGGACUGCCCUCGCCACUACACAGGACAAACCGGACGACGGCUUAGCUCACGAAUAACGAAGCACAAACGCGCGGUCCGGAGAGGCGACCCGUUGUCUCAGAUCGCCACUCACACCCUGGAGGAGGGCCACGAAUUCAACUUUGCGAGCACGCGGAUAGUGGCGCGGGCUAGCAAUAAGACAGGACGUGAACUGUUAGAGGCCUGGGUGUCUAGCACCAACUCUAUCAAAAGGCACGUUGAAAUACCCCCCUGCUAUCACGCGCUCCGUUCCCCGCGGCCAAGGGGCGAGACCCAAUUUCCAGCCAAGGGUGCACGCAGUCACGCCAACGUGAGACGGCGUGGGACGCAACUUAUCGAGAAUACCACCCGCUGCACUCAUAUCUCCCCCCCCCGUUCAUGGCGUGACUACAAAAACCGCUCAUUUGAUGUUGCCUUCUCACAGUCUCUGACGAUGGCCUCCUGUACGAGACCGAAAGCUCAGACUAAUCAACCCACUGUCCCAGAGAUCGGAUCUUCAUCUUCUUUAAUUCAGUAUAAUUGA